Messenger RNA from Dovyalis caffra, 690 nucleotides. NCBI's taxonomy places the organism in Eukaryota, Viridiplantae, Streptophyta, Magnoliopsida, Malpighiales, Salicaceae. The record is from the annotation of a GenBank genome assembly.
AUGGAGGACUCGAAAAAAGUAAUUACUGCUUCAAAGGGGUUGCUGCAGAGUGAAGAAUUGUAUCAGUAUAUCCUGGAGACUAGUGUGUAUCCGCAUGAACCAGAACCUCUCAGGGAGCUAAGGAUGCUUACUGCUACCCAUCCAAGGGCCAUGAUGGCUACCGCACCAGAUGCUGGUCAGUUGAUGGCAAUGCUCUUGAAGUUAGUAAAUGCUCAGAAAACAAUUGAAGUGGGAGUUUUCACAGGAUACUCCCUUCUCCUCACUGCUCUUUCGAUUCCUGAGAAUGGAAAGAUAACAGCCAUAGAUGUGAAUCGUGAGGCCUACGAAAUAGGAUUACCAAUUAUAAGAAAAGCUGGUGUUGAACACAAAAUUAACUUCAUCGAAUCAGAAGCUCAACCGAUUCUUGACAAGCUAUUAAAAGAUCAUGGAAAUGAAGGCAGUUUUGAUUUUGCUUUUGUUGAUGCUGACAAAGUGAAUUACUGGAACUACCAUGAGAAGCUAAUGAAAUUGCUGAAGGUGGGUGGAAUAGUUGUCUAUGACAACACACUGUGGGGAGGGACGGUUGCAAUGCCAGAAGAGUCUGCUCCGGAGGAUAUGAGAGCGAAUCUGCUGAAUAUCUGUCUGAGCCCUGAAUCUCAAACCUAUUUUACUCGCUUUGGUACAGUGCCAGUGCAAGAAGUGAAGGCUUAG